CAUCGUACAACAUUGCGUCACUUCCGUAAACAGGACUCUUUACCGCUACUCGAUAUAAACGUUCCAUCUUGCUAACUAGCUAACUAGUCAGCGAGCCAUCCAGCUGUUUGAAUACUUGUUUGUGAUAAAUUAAACGUGUCGACGUAUAACGACGGAGACACAUUACUAAGAAGAUAAAAUAAAUGAAUUGAAUGACUUGUCGGGUUGACGUCCCUGUGUGUCUCCUCCUCCUCUAGCCGUGCGUCGUGCCGUGCCGGGGCGUGCUGUGGACGGGAGGGGGAGAGAUGUUUGGGGAUGGUGGGUCGGGGUAUCGCGGCUUUCGCCUCGGCUCCUCGAAAUCUUGCUCGCAUACUGACGCCUGCCCGCAUCCAGUAUGUAUUAUUUGUAAGAAGAAUGAAAAAUAGGGAUCAUCGCCGUGACAGCUGUUUCUGUUGUUUUGUUUUUGCUGCUCUGUCAAACUAGCAGACUUCCCCCUGAAGAGAGCGAGUAGUUAUGGCCGAGCAAGACAUUUGUCCUCAUCUGGACUCUAUUGGAGAGGUCACCAAGGAGGACCUCCUUCAGAAAUCCAAGGGAACUUGCCAGUCGUGUGGAGCCGGGGGCCCAAACUUGUGGGCCUGUCUGCAGAAUGACUGCUCAUAUGUUGGUUGUGGAGAGUCCUACUCUGAUCACAGCACCCUGCACGCACAGGCUAAGAAGCACAACCUGACUGUGAACCUGACAACAUUCAGGAUCUGGUGUUAUGUGUGUGAGCGGGAGGUGUUUUUGGAGCACCGGCCUGCGCUGGUGCCUGUACCUGCUGCUCCCCACCACUGUAAAGCCACAGAGCAGGAAGCAGCUCCUCAGCCAGUCGGUCACCCACUGAAAGCCGUACCAAUUGCUGUGGCAGAAGAAGAAGGCUCAGAGUCGGAGGAAGACGAACUGAAACCCAGAGGCCUGACAGGAAUGAAAAAUAUUGGAAACUCCUGCUACAUGAAUGCAGCACUUCAAGCCUUGUCCAAUUGUCCUCCUCUCACUCAGUUCUUCCUGGACUGCAGUGGUUUGGUCCGAACCGAUAAGAAACCUGCUCUCUGUAAGAGUUACCAAAAGCUCAUCUCAGAACUCUGGCAUAAAAAACGGCCCAGCUAUGUUGUUCCUACCAGUCUGUCUCAUGGCAUCAAGCUUGUGAACCCCAUGUUUCGAGGUUAUGCUCAGCAGGUAGGGGCGAGUACCCAGCAGGACACUCAGGAGUUCCUGCGCUGCCUGAUGGACCAGUUACACGAAGAGCUGAAGGAGCCUCUGACAGAGUGCAGCAUGAGCGGGGAGGGAAGCGAUGGCGAGGAGAUAAGAGACGGCGACCGCUCCCCGUCCGAGGAUGAGUUCCUGUCCUGUGACUCUGGCUCCAGCAGUGACCGGGGGGAGGGAGGAGGAGCCCCCGACGGCGAGCUGCUCCUGCAGGAUGAGUGUGACGGGGUGAGGUCACCGGCAGGAGGGAUAGUGGGCGUCGGUACCGGCGGGGUGAUCUCUGAGAAGGAGAAGCUGAAGGAAAGGAGGGUGUCCGGCUCACCCCUCCGUGGGGGCUCCCAGGAGAUGGAUGAGGAUGCUGAUGUGGAUACAGCAGCUGAAGAGGGGGUUCCAGAGAGAGUAGAGGAAGAGGAGUUAACGCCAGCUACCAACACUGAGCUCCAAAACCAAGAUAACAGCCAGCUAUCUGACACAGGACAAGGGCAAACCCAGAGCAGCAGCACCUCAGAACCGGACAAUGAAGCGUCAAUGACCCAGCCCCAGUCCACACCCUGCAGCCCUGUGCGAACCCUUCAGGAGCUGCACCCCAAGCUGUCCUCCAGUCCACCUCGCUCGAGCCCCCUCCGCACUCCAGGACCCGCAUACUCUUUCAAAAAAGCUCAGCUGAUGCUCAGUGCCAGGAAGAAGAAACAGUCUCACUAUCGCAGCGUGAUCUCUGACAUCUUCGAUGGCUCCAUCCUCAGUCUGGUCCAGUGUUUAACCUGCGACAGGGUCUCUACGACAGUGGAAACCUUUCAAGACUUGUCUUUGCCUAUUCCUGGUAAAGAGGACUUGGCGAAGCUCCACUCUUCUAUACAUCAGAACCUUCCAGUCAAGACUGGCGUGUGUCCCGACACGUACAGCUCGCAGGGCUGGAUUUCCUACAUCAUGGACUCCAUACGCCGGUUCGUCGUCUCAUGUAUUCCCACUUGGUUUUGGGGGCCCAUGGUAACCCUGGAGGACUGCCUCGCCGCCUUCUUUGCUGCAGAUGAGCUCAAAGGUGACAACAUGUACAGCUGUGAGAGGUGUAAAAAGUUGAGAAAUGGUGUCAAAUAUUGCAAAGUGCUUAGGCUUCCAGAGAUUCUGUGCAUUCACCUGAAGCGCUUCCGGCACGAGGUCAUGUAUUCGUUCAAGAUUAGCAGUCACGUAUCCUUCCCAUUGGAGGGCCUCGACAUGCGACCUUUCCUGGCUAAGGAGAGUCCAUCCCAAGUCACUACAUAUGAUCUGCUGUCAGUCAUUUGUCACCACGGCACUGCAGGAAGUGGACACUACAUAGCUUACUGUCAGAAUGUGAUCAAUGGCCAGUGGUAUGAGUUUGAUGACCAGUAUGUCACAGAAGUCCAUGAGACGGUGGUGCAGAAUGCAGAGGCCUAUGUGUUGUUCUACAGGAAGAGCAGUGAGGAGUCCGUGAGGGAGAGGCAGAAGGUGGUGGCUCUGGCCAACAUGAAGGAGCCCAGCCUGCUGCAGUUUUACAUCUCCAGAGAAUGGCUGAACAAGUUCAACACCUUCGCAGAACCAGGCCCCAUCAGCAACCACACAUUUCUUUGUCAGCACGGAGGGAUCCCUCCUAAUAAAUACCACUACAUAGAUGACCUGGUUGUGAUUGUUCCACAGAAUGUGUGGGAGUAUCUUUACAACAGCUUUGGAGGCGGCCCAGCAGUGAACCACCUGUACAUGUGCGCCAUCUGCCAGGUGGAGAUUGAAGCUCUGGCUAAACGUAGAAAAAUGGAAAUAGACACCUUCAUCAAGCUGAACAAAGAGUUUCAGGCGGAGGAGGCUCCGACAGUGAUCCUGUGCAUCAGCAUGCAGUGGUUCAGAGAGUGGGAGAGCUUUGUGAAGGGCAAAGACAAUGAGCCUCCUGGUCCCAUCGACAACAGCAAAAUUGGUGUCAUGAAAGGAGGACACAUACAGCUCAAACAAGGCGCAGACUAUGGUCAGAUCUCAGAGGAGACAUGGCAGUACUUGCUGGGUAUUUACGGGGGAGGCCCUGAGAUCGCAGUGAGGCAGACGGUGGCCCCGGCCGACCCUGACAGCCUUCAUGGGGAGAGAAAGAUCGAGGCAGAGACCCGAGCACUUUGAGAUAACAAAGAGGUCACCUGAUUCAGCCCUCGCAGGACGCUGAGGAAUUUGCACGUUGGUGAAGAAGCCUCGCCGUGAGCACUUUGUAAAUGUAGCAACGCAUUACUCUGAAGCCGUGUGGCAGGAGGGAGAAGCGGUACUUAAAUAUCACAUAGUUUAUUUAUUGGAUAACUAUGAUCCUCAGUGUUAAGGUGUAAAAAUAAGACGUCGUGUCAUGAUCUCUGGAGUGCUUAUUUGGUAGCUGUGGUGUUUCAGUGGCUGCUGUCGCCGUCUCGUCUCGCUGAACUGGUGCCACAAACCAGUUUGCUGAGGUGGGAAAAAACACAACCGCGGUGUGAUGUUUGGUGUGAGGACUUUUCUUCUUCAGCGGAAGCAACAACCAAUAGGCAUUUCAGAAGCUUUUUGUGUUGUUUGCCCAGCAUAGCAACGAGUUCAGACAUCAAGUGAGAGAUAUUGCAUAAAUCUUACUCUUGCACCUCCAACCUUAAACACACAGAAUAACUGAGCCCUCAGGAAUGGAAGUCUUGUUUGUUUAAGCCAGUGAUCAGAUUAGCAAAUUAUAAGAAAGAAGAAAAAAGAAAAAGUUUGUUUAGACCACAAAACAUGCACGUAUUUCAAAAGACCAUUUUCAGGGUCGUUUGUGUUUGAAAAGCUUCACGAUGCUUAGAAAUGUAACGUCUUUAUUUGGACCUGCAAGGACUUCGCUGAUGGGAUGAGGUGUGAUGAGUUUGUUUGGUUAAACACACAAUAACACCUUCAAGAGGAUCCGUUGAGUCACUCUGGUCCAGCGCCAUCCAUGAAUAGGCAUACGUGGCAUAGAAAUACAUGGCUGUGGCUUUGAACAGGGCAGAGAAAUAUUUGGUGCAAUGAGAAGAUCUUACAUAGUGAGUUCAAUUCUCCUGAAGUGUCACAGUGUAAAUGACCUCACAUCAGUUCUUAGAAGAGUUUAAUCCAUAUUUAAUCAGUAAUGCAGUACCUGUUUAUACCAAGAGAGGGCAGUAUUAAAUGAAAUGUAACAUUUUAGCAAGACUGAAAUAAUCAACAUAAAUAAUUAGCACGAUAUGCACAAAUCCAGACCUGUUACAGCAGUGAAGUAAUUUAUGAUUACUACUUGAUUGAUCAAGUAUAUUUUCUUAUUUCCACAGAAUAUCUUAACUGUGUUUUUUGUGAUCAGGUCAAAUGAAGCUGUAUGCUACACUAAGAGGAAUUCGCUUGCAAAAAUAUUUGUGCAUCUGAAAACUGCUUUUUGGUUGAAGACGCGUUUUAAAAUCUUAUGUAAAUACACACUCGUCUUCACCAGUUCAGGAGACUAUGGCUUAUUAAAAAUAUAUUCUGGUGUCAGUUUUGCUCACACAGGAUGUGAUAAAUCAAAGCGAUACCCAAACCGCAGCGCUUUGCGUUGAGGAAACAGAAUUGUUAUCUUGUCCUUCUUCUGUCUUUCUUUUAAUCUUCUGAUCACAGAUGAAACUGGUAAACAGCACUCGAGUUAGCUCAAACAGCUCCUAAUAUGGACCUGUGACUUCCCUUUGAAACAGGCAACAUGCAGACUCAAGCUCAGCGGCUUUUUAUUUUUGCAAAUGAUGGCUGUGACUAAGGUUUAGUCUGAAUUAUGAAUAGUAACAUCACAUGAUGUCAGCAAGAUUAAUGUGCCAGGGUACAAUCUUGUCCAAACUCAGCUGAAUUAGCCGAGUUCUCCUCCAUCUUACUGGAGACAAAUGACACGGCUGCCUCUUGCCUCUCUACUGCACAGAUCUGCCACCACAGUUUCAGCAGUUAAAACCAACAGCGUUUCGAUAGAGUAACACAAGAUCACAGUAAUGUUGAGUGACUCUGUGCCCCUUUUAAGUUCAUAAAUAGUCUGAGUCGCUGAUUAUUGUUAGUAAAUACCACAUUUGAAAGUCCAAAACAAGGACAAAUUAUUUAAAAUGUGUCAGUGUUACACAAAGUACCAAUUCACAACUAAUAAACAGUUUUUAAAUAAUUUUGGUUAUCAUUAAUCAGUACUUAUUAGGAGAUAAAUACGACUGCUCAGCUGUUGCCAGUCCGAACGGCCAGAAGAUGUGCCGGUAAACACAAACGAGUGACAGGUCAGCAUCUCAAAGCCUCAAAUCAAACUGUUUGUGAACAGAAAAGAAGCAAGAAGAACCUGUGCCACAUGACUGAAAGUGAAACCUGAUUUUAUCCUUUAA
This is a messenger RNA of Scatophagus argus, 5528 nucleotides long. RefSeq names its product ubiquitin specific peptidase 20 (gene usp20). The record is from RefSeq and is a predicted model, not a curated record. Gene Ontology annotation, biological process: protein deubiquitination. Gene Ontology annotation, molecular function: cysteine-type deubiquitinase activity; zinc ion binding. The transcript is spliced from 25 exons. NCBI's taxonomy places the organism in Eukaryota, Metazoa, Chordata, Actinopteri, Scatophagidae. Bases 493 to 3339 code for a protein of 948 amino acids.